AUGUUCAAUCUUAAGUUAUUCGUCCUGAUUGCUGUGGCCAUCUGCCUGACCCAGGCCUGCUGUGUCAGCGAGCCCGAGACGCCCAAUUGCGGAUGUGGAAAGCCUCAGUGCAGAUCCUGCGGCUGCGGUGGCGUCCGGACAGGUGGAUGUGGUGCCAAACCCUGCCGGAAUCCCUGCCCCAGCUGCGGCGGCUCCAGCUGCGGCUGCCCCAAGUAA
Drosophila persimilis is the source of this 216-nucleotide messenger RNA. Its product is annotated as chorion class high-cysteine HCB protein 13. The record is from RefSeq and is a predicted model, not a curated record. Lineage: Eukaryota; Metazoa; Arthropoda; Insecta; Diptera; Drosophilidae. The coding region runs from base 1 to 216 and encodes 71 amino acids. The transcript has a single exon.